Molecule: messenger RNA, 7015 nt
Organism: Penaeus indicus
Lineage: Eukaryota; Metazoa; Arthropoda; Malacostraca; Decapoda; Penaeidae
Product: solute carrier family 35 member F5-like
Exons: 13
Coding region: 320-1942 (540 amino acids)
Cellular component (GO): membrane
Source: RefSeq, a predicted model, not a curated record
AGAAAUGCGCCAGUGCCUCCAGGACGCAGUGGCUCCGGGAACACCUGCUUCGUGUCACUGAUUUCGGCUUCCCUUCCCCUUCCUCUCACUCUGAAGGAAAAUGGCACAGAAAAGUGUAGAGAGAAAUUAAAGUGAGAGAUAAAUGACAUUUAACCAGUUGAUCAGAUAAUUUCCAAAAAAGAUCAUUAUUUUUGCUGACAUUCCAGACAUGAGACACUUUGUCUAAGAAAUUGUUUUAAGAAGCUUGUCCUGCACCCAGCUGCUUCUGGCAUCUCUCAUGGAUUUCAUUUUAAACAGAUGAUUCAGGUAAUGGUUCAGCAUGGGUCGAGGGCAGCGUUUGGCCCUGGGCAUCUUUGUCCUUCUGCUUGUGGACAUCAUUUGGGUGGCAUCUUCAGAACUGUCAGAGUAUAUCUUCAAUGAUGCUGGGUUUGACAAACCGUUCUUCAGUACCUACCUGAAGACUAGCAUGUUCAGCCUCUACUUGCUAGGCUUUGUGUUCUGGAGUCCAUGGAGACACCAGUGCAUUCACAGCAAUCAGGAUGAAAGCAUGUACCAGGUAGUAGAUAUUGCUGACAGCGAGGAGUUGGCAACACCUGAGGAGAGAAGAUUGGGGAGAGAGAGGGCCUUCUCCACAGCAGCUCCCAUCUUCACUGUUGACCAGCUGGCAUCCAGUGUAGCAAGGGAUGACGACCUAAACGCACAGCUGACGCACUUGGUUCUGUGGCGCUAUUUGCCUGUUGAUCCACCAAAAAGUGAACCCAAAUAUGUCCCUCUCAAGCUGCAAGAUCAGCAAGAGAAGAGCUCCGAUGGAGAGUCAGAUGAUUCUUCAGUAAAGUCCGUCCGCUUCAGCAAACUCACAGAAGUACGGCAAAUGUCGGAGGCUGAGGCAGUCGAAGCUAUGAUGUCUCGGCUUUCCUUCUCUGCCUCGCUUCGUGCUGAACAGCUCGCUUUGCAAGCAGCUAAUAAGUUAUCCAUUAAAGAAGUAAUGAAAAUAUCGUGCAUAUUCUGUUUGCUGUGGUUUCUUGGGAACUAUGGCUACCAGAUAGCGCUGAGUGACACAGAGGCCGGUGUGGUCAACGUCAUCUCUUCUACCUCUGGCCUCUUCACCCUCAUCUUGGCUGCCAUCUUCCCCUCAUCAUCAGUAGACAGAUUCACACUCUCCAAGCUAUUUUCAGUCUUAUUGAUGGUUGCUGGAGUGGUCUUGGUCAGUUUGGAGGACAUCAGCCUUGAAGGAGCCACUGUGCCUGUGGGUGUGGUGUGGUCCCUGGUUGGAGCUGUGCUGUAUGCCUGUUACAUGGUCUUCCUGAGACGCAAGGUUCCUACUGAAGACCGGAUGGAUUUUACAAUGUUUUUUGGAUUUGUCGGCUUGUUCAAUACCAUAAUUCUGUGGCCGGGAUUUCCUCUGUUAGAUGUCUUAGGAUGGGAAACAUUCCAGUUACCAAACAAGGAGCAGCUUCUCUACAUGUCUGUUAAUGGAUUAAUUGGGACUGUGCUCUCAGAACUCUUGUGGCUGUGGGGAUGUUUCCUUACCUCUUCUCUGAUGGCCACACUGUCGCUGAGUCUCACUAUUCCUCUCACCAUGGUCGUUGACAUCUUUGUAAAAGAUGUUGAGUAUUCACUCAUCUUUUACAUUGGCGCAAUCCCCAUGAUGUUGUCAUUCAUCAUAGUCACACUGCUUACACACUAUGAAAACUGGGAUCCACUCAUGGAUUGCAUAACAAAAAUAAACAGAAGAUGUUCUAGAAAUAACCAUAUGUAUAGUUUGGUGGACACAGAAGGUUUGGAAAGAGAAAGCUUGAUAGUGAAUGAAACUGGUGUGGAUGAAGCAGAAGAGGAGGAUGAGGAAGAAGUGGACACCACAGGUAUCAACAGUGCCAUCGUUAUCAGUGACAGCGCCUCGGCUUCCAACUCUAUGCCAACAAUGAUUAACAACAUUAUAUAAUACUAUGGAUCAAAGAACCAAUGAUCUGUAAGAAUUCAUUUCUUUUCUUCUCUCCCUCAAGAGAGAACUGGAACACAGUCUUUUAUGAUUUUUCUUGCACUUUGUUGAAAUGGGAAUGGUAAUGCUUACAUUUACAGAAUAUAAGGUACAAGUUUUUUACUUAAGGGAAUACCAUUUCGAUCUCUGGUAGUAUAAGAUGAUCUUUCUUUACUUUGACUGCUUUCAUAGCUGUUGAUGGAAAGAGGAGGGAGAAGGGGAAGAUAAAAAGAAAAAGAAGAGAAAAAAAUUGCUUUGGUAGGAAAGAAGUUCCUAAUAUGAUUGUGGUAAUUCUGGAUGGAAAGUGAGAGGUUGUAAUAACAGAAAUGUGAGACGUGUUGAGGUUGGAAAUUUGGAUGUCUGGUAAGGAGAUACGAGGAUGAGACAAAGUGAAAUUUUGAGAGAAGUUAGCAGAAAAUUGCUGAUUUUUUUAGAUGUUCCUAAUUAUCAGCUUUGAUUGUUUAAGUGAGAUGGAAUAUAUGAUUUUGCUAUCUUACAUAUCAUGAACACAUACUCGUACAAUCACUUUCACAUUCUCACUUACACUUACACUUACACUUACACUUACACUUAUACUUACACUUACACUUACACUUACAUUUACACUUACACUUACACUCACACUCACACUCACACUCACACUCACACUCACACUCGCAUUUCCUCUCACACUCACUCACACUCACGCUCACACUCUUACACAUUCAUACCCUCACACUCAUACAUUCACACUCACACUUACAUUCACACGCACUCACUUGAGUGACUUCAUCCUUUUGAUAUGUGAGUGUUUAGCUCAAUAAACUUAUCAAAAAAAAAAAAAAAAAAAAAAAAAAAAAAACUUGCACUUACACUAACAUGCAUGCUCACAAUUGCUUUUAUUCACACUCACAUUCUCUUGCAUUCAGACACACACUGAAACUCACUUACAGAAAGCAAGUAUUUUGCCCUCAGAAUAGGUGAAAUAAUUACCUGAGUUCAAAAGACAAGAUUUUAUAAUACUAUAUGUUGUGGUAAAUAAGAUGUGCACUUGUUAAUUAUCCAGAUAAUUUUUGAAUAGGUGUUUUUUAUGUGACAGUAAUUUGAAUUUUACCAAAAUAUGUAAAUCUUAAAAUAGUAAAUAUCAAUGGAAAUUCCUUAAAUUACCAGCAGCCAUUUACUUCACAGCAGACAGUGAAACACUUGUCUCCUUACUGUAUUUACCUGGCAGCUACCCCCUUUUAUUUGACAGUGAUGUCUUAUGGUGACAGUGUGCUUGUUUUCGUAAGGUAGCCUAUCCCUGGCUGAAGCUAAAACUAUCUGUCCAUUUCAGGUUAGUGCUCAGUUCAUUGAAGUGAUCUGCACUGAACAAAUAACUUGACAGAAAAUCUGCAAGUUUAUUUUAUUAUAUUUCAUGUUAGAUUUGUUGCAGGGAUAGAAUUUUCCACAUAUAUAAGGAUUUCCAAGUUUUUCAGUCAUGCAAUUGAAUUCAGCUAUAUAGGUAUCUGUUUUUAUGUUAUCUAUUUCCACUUGUGUUAUCAAUGAAGUAAAUAAGUUUCCAGUAUUUUAACCCAAUGGUGACGGAUGAAGAAAAAAAAACAAAAAAAAACGCUCUGGCGAACCAUGGCAGCGCGCCGACUUUGUGAGUUCGGUACAUCAGGCCGAAUCACUGGCUCAGCCGCACACCAUUUUUCGAGCGGUUUGUUUUCACACCAAGCAGUGUCACCCAUCGUGAAAGGGUUAAAUAUGGUAUAUUUUCACACUUAUUUAAUAAUGUCCAUUCUCAUCCCUGGUCUUGUUUCAGUGUCUCUUAUAUACCACAAGGUAUGGUAAAUGUUUUUUUCAUGUUCUUUCAUAUAUGCUUUUAAAUUGUAAAACAAGAAUAUUUACAGUUACAGGGACAUAAGAGGGAAAGAUUACCGCAGUGUUGAUAUAUUAUUUUCCAAUGCGAUUGGUAGGUAAGUUGCACUUAGGCCUAGAAUAUAAAUGUAAAACCUUACCUGAAAUUUACUUAUAUCUUCAUUCAUAUUGGAGAUCUUAGAAUGUCAUUUAUGAAAAAUGUCAUAAUUUUUGACAAGUGAACCAUGUUGUAGUAGUUAUCAGAAUGAUUAUCAGUUGUACUUCCAUCAUAUGAUGUGUUUAAUUACAGAUCAGUGAUUAAGAUAUAAUACAAUUUGAAUGCUUUCACUUAAUUUAAGUAUUCAAAAAGUAGUGAAAGUAAUUACUUACCUUUUGUGAUGGUAUUAGAGGACAACUAAAGUAAUUGGCUGAUCAUAUGGAGUUUGCAAAGUAAGUGAUUUCAGGAUUGUUUCUGAGCUUUAUUUGCACAAAGGCAUGAAGAUGCAGCUUGUAUAAAUAGCUCACUUCACAUACAGCUCUACUUUUUACUUAAUGGAUAAGAUGAGAUGAUGUAAGGUAGAUAAGCUGUUUUAAUGCUUAAGAAAAUGGAAGUGAUAUUAGUUCUUUUCCCCCAAAAGUCAGAAAAAAAUGAAUAAUCAUUUAAAUACUAUUUGGAUGCAAUCACAUACGUGAAUUAAUUCAGUAAGCUUGAAAGAAAACUCAUGGUCCAAUAUCCGAGCUCACAUAGGAUUGUGCAGAGGAUUGGGACCAGUAGAAACCAGGUAAAUAAUGUUGGCAACUCACUCUCCCCACAUUCAUAUCAGAGAAAAAUGUUAUAGUUUACUUGCAGGGAAGAAUGACUAAUGUAGUUGCAACUUGGAAAGUUUUUGUGCACAUUGAUUUAUUUACAUUAAUAUCUCUCUCUUAAUAAGAAAGGCCACUCAUUACCAGAGACCAGAAUUCACAAAAUAUUCCUUGUGCAAUUAAUAUAGAUAACAUCUGAUAUAUAGAGUCUUAUUCCUUUUUUUGUAUAUAUAUUUUUUCCCCUUAAUAUGGCACGAACACACCAUUUUACUAAGACGAGCAAAGUUUUAAUUUCUUGUGUUCAAAUUACAAAGUUCAUUGGUAAAAUUUUUAUGAUUUGAUACUUGAUGUUGCUGGAUAGUUUGGGGAUGGAUAUUCUAGUUACUAUCCUAUAACCAUUAAAAAAUCAAUUCUUUUUAUUAACUUUAUGUUAAUAUCUAUUGUAAGCCUAAAAGGACAGUUUGAAAUAACAGCUAUUAUUUGCGUUUUCACGAAAUCAGUCGUAAAUAUUGCUACAGUUGAGAAAUUCAGAUGCAAAGAGCCAGGAUUCUCUACUUUAUUGAAUGGCAAAUGUGACAAAAAAGUUUUUGUUCUUUUAAAUCAAAAGAAUGUAUAGCUUUCCUACAUCUUGUGAGAUGCAUUUUAGUUUUGACUGGGAAGAAAGUUCUUUGUUGUUUCCCUUGUCUUCUGUUACUAUUUUAUUGUAUAUGGCUCACACAUGAAAUAUCUUCUGACUGACUGAAAUUUAUAUCAAUGUCAUGACCUUAGGUUCAUUGAACUGAGAGAAAAAAAUACACUUUUUGUCAAAUGGAACAAAUGACAUCAGGUAGCAUCACUUUCCACACCAUUCAUCAAGUUGAACCUACCUCACUUUCUCUUCAUUUGUAAUUUUGUUUACAUGUUUCAAGAGUUGUUAACCCUUUGCCGACGGGCAUGGCAUGUACGUACAUGCCAUGCCCAUUGUGAGUUUAUUUAUUUAAUUGUUUUUACACAUAGAUGGCUACACUUGUAAUAAAUCACCAAAGAGCCAGUUACGAGUACUGCCUGUCUCGCCCGUUCACCCUUUUCAUCGAUUUAGAAAAAUAUUUAACUUUACCUUAUUUUGCAGUUACAAAUGUUUAUAACAUUAUAGUACAGGAAGUCCCCAUCUUACGAACAUAAUGGGGACAGAGAGGCUGUUUGUAACUCCAUUUGUUCGUAUAUCAAAAGUCGGGUCUCCAUUGCCUUUUUUCCCAUUGUUUUAAAGUUUCGUUUACAUUAAGAAUACCUGUACAUAAAUCCCAAUAAGUAUGACAUACCUUAUACAGUACCUGCAAUUUGUAAUGCUUUUAAUAUUAUUUGAUGGUGAUUCGUACAACUUCAAUGUAGAAACAUAAUUUAUUCAAAAAGAAAAUAUAUUGUAGUGGUGACUGUUUGGCAAACCGAUCGAUAAGAUUGAUAAAGUUAUAGCCUGACAUUUCUUGCACUUCCACUAGCUUCACCGUUUAUCUUUCUCUUCACACCCGACAUUUUUGAUGGAUUGAUGCUUUAUGGCUAAGCACUAGCAGAACCAUCUAGUAACAGGGACAUUUCACAAAAAUAUAAAAAAUGAGCACAGAAUUUCCCCCAUUUUUUAUUAAUUUUCCCCGUCGGGAAAGGGUUAAAAUAGAAGAAGGAAAAAAAUGCAACAUUCAUAUUAUAGCUGUAUAUAAGUUGAUUCUUUUCAUAGACUUUAAAAUAUUUAAAUCAACAAAUGAAUGUGAAAAAAGGUAAGGUAAAAUGGUUGCCGUAUCAGUAAACUAUUUUAGUCCAAAUCCAUGACAAUGUUGUUCCUAGUUAUUUUGAUUAUGUUGUGCAAUAUUAUGCAACAGAAGAGGAAAAGGGGGAUACUUGUGUGCUUGCAUUUGUGUGUGUGUCAACUCUGAGAUCUAUUUAGAAAUCAAGUGGUAUAUUUACUAUAAGAUCAUUGCACAUGUGCAUGUACACACACUUGCACAUGCACAGACAUGAACGCACAUACACAAACACAGACAUGAACACCCAAGCACAAGCUCAUUCUUACACACUCAUACUCAUUUGUACAUUCACACUCAUAUUCACACCCAUAUUUGCACUCACACUGUCACUCUCACUCUUCACUCACUCACUCACUCACUCACUCACUCACUCACUCACUCACUCACUCACUCACUCACUCACUCACUCACUCACUCACUCACUCACUCACUCACUCACUCAAACACUCACCCAUCCACCCACCCACCCACUCACUCACUCACUCACUCACUCACUCACUCACUCACUCACUCACUCACUCACUCACUCACUCACUCACUCACUCACACACACACACACACACACACACACACACACACACACACACACACACACACACACACACACACACACACACACACACACACACACACACACUCA